Messenger RNA from Xylona heveae TC161, 861 nucleotides. RefSeq lists its product as hypothetical. NCBI's taxonomy places the organism in Eukaryota, Fungi, Ascomycota, Xylonomycetes, Xylonales, Xylonaceae. The record is from RefSeq and is a predicted model, not a curated record. The transcript is spliced from 2 exons. The coding region runs from base 32 to 658 and encodes 208 amino acids.
CCCAUCCUCCAGCUAUGAAACUGUCGCCAACAUGCCCAGAUCCUCUGAAAAAUCAAAAUACUCUCAAUCGGAGAGUAAAGUGACUGCUAAAAGCGAACAAUCUGCAAGGCCGCAGCAAACUCCCCAUUUCAGUUCUCAAGGCGAGAACUCUGCUUCUGGCUGGGAUGAGAUGACCCACGCCAUGGUUGACCCCACCGAUUUGAGACUUGGUCUUCCUCCUCGCGAGAACCCUAUUUCAUUCACUGAUCCAAAUGGACUGAGAAACCGAGCAUGGUCUCAAUCCCAAUUGAAUCUUCCUCUCAGUGAGCCCUUGAGAAGCGGCAGCCAGUCGGCGGAAAGCUCUGAGAAUAGCUUCAUAAGUGACCCAUUUCAGAUGGGAAAUGCAGGUGGUGACCCGAUGCGCCAAAGUCAAGAGUUCAACGCGAGGUGUGCCAGAGCAGAUAGUGCAAUUCCGCGACGUCCCCUUCCGCCAUCUUCACAUAUCUUUCAAGCGGCAAGGCGCGGUGACUCUCAAUUCAGCACGCUCGCCCGCAGAGGAUCAGAUCAGGACUUUUCACCCCAGCCUCAUAGUCGGCGCAUCUCGAGCAGGGGAGGGACACCGCUAUCUCCCGUCAAAGAAGCAAGUGAGGCAGCUGAGCGCGACUCCCCUCGCAAGUAAAGUGAGCAAGCAACAAAACGGUGCUCAUCAAGAAGGAUUGAGGCGACAAGAAAUGAGGAAGGAGCAGAUGAGAACUUGAAGAAGGGAGCAAGGACACACUCAAAGAGCGAGAUGAAUAUGAGAUGAAAUAACAAAGAGAAUAGUUCCUGAAAUCAUUCAAAAGACUUUCCCCAAGACUCAUCUGUGACUCGAGGAAGUUAGAU